This is a messenger RNA of Symbiodinium sp. CCMP2592, 4644 nucleotides long. NCBI's taxonomy places the organism in Eukaryota, Dinophyceae, Suessiales, Symbiodiniaceae. The record is from the annotation of a GenBank genome assembly.
AUGUUCUUGCUUGCAUUUCAGGCUGGCACUGCAUCCGCAGGAACAGGAGGCAAACGCCUCUCCAACCUAGCGAAAUCAGCUGAGCAUCUGGUAAAUUCAAUCAGGGUGGCACGUCAUGUUCGCAACAAGAGCAAGCUUGCACAGAUCCAAGAUGCGUUCCUUGACACGGCUAUGCCACCAGCCUUGCAGAAUUUUGCAAGGGCUGCAGGCCGGAAGCCAGUUUCUGGAUCAACGAUCUCCAAAUCCCAGGUCAAAGUGGAUGCGGCCUUGGCUCUGCUCCAUCGCACUGUCUUGGAUGAGUCUGAAGGGCCAAUCUUUCUGUGGUGCGACAGUUCCCCACAGUUGGGAACCGAUUGGUUGUUGUCCAUCUACGACUUUAUUCCGAAAGAUCGUGUUGUUCAAUGUUUUCACGAAGCAAAUAAAUUGACAUCUUCUGUAGCUGCCUUUCGCAAUGCUGUUGAUGGCAUGGAUGCAGAUGAGGUUGAUGCGUUGGUAACUGCGAGGGUUGCUGCGUCUUCGGCUUUGAGGCGCGACAUUCGACGUCACAGACAAAUGCCCAUGGCGAUUGGUUCCGGUGCCGGCACAAUUUCCGACAAAAUUAAGGCAAUAGCCUUGAAGUUUUGUCACGAAACUUCCGAUGCAAAUGCACUCCGACGUGUGGCCUCACAGGUUCAGUCCUUCACCGUGGACCUCGGAGUUGAGUCAGGGAUAUCGCAUGCCCCUGGCGACAUUCAGGACUAUUUGCCAGCAUGGAUGACGGUUGCUGAUGCCGUUCUUCCCGAUGACGGGUUGGACAUACUUGAAGAAGAAGGCAGAACACAACAGGUUUUUCCGAGCUCGAUGAUGACCGCAGGUUUAGACCAUGUGAGCAAUAACCUUCAGUCAGAUUUGGAUGAGCAUUUACAGGGGUGGGCCGCUUGGCUUCCACGAUUCAAGGCUGUGGCCCAUUUACUCAGUCACAAAUAUCUUCUGAAACGCCUUGUUGCCCGAUGUGUUGAAGGAACUCAGGUUGCUGUGCUCGCCAAUUGCUUUGAAACGUGUGUCUCAAGCGUUGCGAAGUGGCGUUGGGGUACCAUAGUCAAGGCACUCCCCACCAUUCUUGACCUGCUUCGGCCACUCAGCCUUGUGUGGGACGCCGACAAGUUCAUGGCCAAAUCGCAGGGACCUGAGCAUGAGCGGCAGGACCAGGAUGUGGAGAAUGAAGCCAUGGAUGUUGGCAUGAUUUCUGAAGCGGUGAAAAGUGCCCAGUGGAAAGUCUAUGCGCAAAUGAUCCUCCGAUUGCACCAGAUUGCCAACUUUAUCAGCUCCUGGGGAUCUGGUUGUCCUUGUCAUCACUGGCCGAGCACGAGCAGCAAAUACAAGCAGGCGUUGGAUAGUGCCCUCCAGUCUUUGGGCCACCCGACGGAUGCGGACGGUUCGCGAUGUGCAUGUAUUCUUGCAGGCAAGCGUGCGCCGGAAAUGGCCACUGGUAGGUGGAAAGAGCUUAUGGGCGAACUCAUCGAAGAAUUGCGUCCUCAAGUCUUGAUGGACACGCUUUCUCUGCCAGAACAAGACAAGGAGAGCAUCCUGAAUGAUUUUGAACAUGGUGUCAGUUAUGUUCAAAUGGUUCUCGACAUCAAGUUAGCACACUGGACCGAGCUUCCCUGGCAACUAUGUGCUCUGGCAACAGAUGUGGCAGGAGACCGGCCUAAGGCUGCCAAGCGCAUCCUGGACACCUUUGAGAAGUUGCCGCAGACUGAGGGAGCUCACCAUGGCAUCACCUGGCGCUUCCUGCGGCCUGGUGGAGAGCUACGAGAGCAGCUGCGCCGUUUGGCCGAUGAUCCUUCUGCAGGGUUGGAAGAAUUGCCCGAGCUCUUGUACGAGGUUUCUCGCUUGCGCUUCAUCCCUGUGGUGGAGCGGAUCAUUGAGGGCGAGCACAGCCUUCUGCAUCGGUACGGUGGCUACCGGAAAGUCACAGGAGCGUAUGUUUCUUGCGCGCUUCGAUUGAAGGAAAUUGACGAGGUCAUGGAGACUCGCAAGGAGGACCUCUUCAUGGCCUUCAAUCGUUGCAGGAAACUUCGAAACUUAGCGACCUUGUUUCGGUUUGCGCAGCAUCCAGGGUGGGUGCGCAUCGUCUCCAAGCCGGCGGAGGAGCAGUCCGGCUUGCAGAAAGCAGCAAACGCCAUCCUCUAUGGCAACGAUCCCGCAUCCCUAUACCUCGAUCUCACGGGGCAAAAAGAGCAGUACAGCAAACAGAAGAAUGCUCAGGAUAAGCAAAGGGACAAACUUCUGAAGCAGCUGAACCCACGCCGAGAAUUGACGCAGGCCGCUGUUGUGAACCAUGCUUUGAUGCAACACCUUGCAGGGCAGCUCGUGCCAGGCAAUUUUUAUUCCCUUCCUUUGGAAUACUCCAAGCAAUCUGCCGUAAGAUCCUUGGAUGAGGCACAGCAACUCCCACUUGCCGGCGAAGGUGCACAUGCAAAACCCAGCUUGGCUGCAGCAGAGGCCGACUUGUGUGUUCGGUUGGAUGACGAUGCUUUGGAGGCUGUGCGUUCUGCUGCAAGCCCCGGCACUGACAUAGCUGAGGAACAUGUUUUCUUGAGGGUUCUCAGUUCUCGAGCCGGUUCACUCAGAACAGUCAGAGGGGCAGUUGCGGGCAGACAGCGCAUACGUCGCGGUGAUAUCACCAUCACUUUUCACAAAGCUGUGCGUUGUGGUGAUGCCGGGGGAUGGGUUCUGCAAUCCCAGCCAAACAAGUGCUCUCAGUCUGGAGCCCUCGUCCAUGUUCUGUCAGGCAUCGGUGCCAGUCUUGGAGAUGUUUCGCAGAUGUUGUGCUGGGAGCGUUCCGAGGAACGAGUCUUGACCUUGCCUGACGUCACUUCUGAGGGAGCUUCGGCUGUCCUGCAAAAGCUCAUUGAUGAGGGGUCAAUUGAAGGGAAAGACUCCCCUUUGCCCAUGUCCUUGCUCGACAGCUCCUUGCACGCGCAUGCUGUGGAAUUGCGCGAUCAGGGUUGGCUGCUGGAAACAGACUCGGGCUGGAGCUUGAGUUACAAAGCAUUGCAACACAUGUCUGUUGGCCAGAUGGUGAGACAAUCUUUUUCGUUGGGGCGGCCGGUAGAGGGUUUGCCUUUGGAAGAAUUUUCGGUGUUUCAACUUUGCAAGUAUCUUCACAGCCAGGGCUGGACAUGGCAGCGCCUUUCAAAGACCCGCGAUCCUUAUCAGCAGGGGGCUUUGAAGGUCUGGUACACAAGUGGAACAACCGUCAAACAUGAGUAUCUGCUGAGUCUUGCGAAGGCGGAGGACAUGUUCCGAGAGCAGCAAGACCUUAGCAUUGCCCAUGGCAAAGGGGUGAAGUACUACCGCUUCUUACUGGAUGGGAAUUUUGAUGCUGCUGCGCUUGCUCUGGAAGACGUGGGCGGUGGCGAUGGUGUCCGUGAUCGCAACCAGGCUGCAAUGCCAGACGACAUGCCUGGGCCUGAAGCAGCUGCCAUGCUUCUCCCAGAUGAUGGCUUUGAUUUUGGAAGCCUUUUGCCGGCCACUUCAGCUUCGCCAUCUGCUUCUGGGGUCACUCAGAAGACUGCAAAGGCAAAGGGCUCGCAUCGCAAGCGCAAGAGCCAUGCAAGUGUCCAAGAACUGGAUCCUGCAGACCCUGCCGAGCCUGGAAUGCUUCAGGCGCAAGAAACAGCUCCAGACACGGCUUCCCCUUCAACUGUUGGCGGCGGAGUGGGCUCAGUAAUCCUUGGCAGUCCCAUGAGUCCCAUUGCGUCGUCGCUGUUAAUGUCCGAUGAUGAUGUCGGCCAGUGGCGCUCCGAUCCAGAAGAGCAAAAUGAUGUUGAUGACGCUGACGCGGAUGCUGCCAUGCCGGAUGCAGCUGCUGCUGAUGCAGAUGGGCAAGGGGGUCAGGGCGAUGGUGGUGACGAGGUUCCAGAUGGUCAAGAGCCAGAGAUGGCUGAUGGGCAUGAGGCAUCCUCUUCUUCUGCCCCAGCUGCGGCGCAUGCUGGUGCCCCCGUCCCUGUCGCCCGUGUUCAGAGACCGGAGUCAGCUCCGUCCUGGGGAAAAUGUGGCUUCAGAAUCACGUACCGACCUCCGAAUGAUGAUGGGCGGGAGUCGGAGUUUGGGGCUUGGCAGGGCACAUGUGUUUUUCAUGCCAAAUCCGCAAAAACUAAGUGCACCAAGUCGCUGAACAUGUCUGAUGCAUCCGCUGAAACACGUGAGAGAUGCUUCAAUAUGGUCAAGCAUUGGUUGUUGGCUGCUCCCCGCUUCGACCGUGCUUCGAAGCACAGUCAGUGGAACCCACGUAACCAUGAAACACCACCAGGCGAUGUUUUGGAUGCGCAGGCCAUGCUCCUGGACCCUCCUGCAGCAGAUGUUGUGCCAGACGAGGAUCUGGAUGCGCCUACAGCAAAGCCCCGGAAGCGUGCGCAUCCUGCAACGGCCAAGACGAAGACAAAGGCCAAGGCGAAGGCGAAGGUGAAAGCACAAACAAAAGCCAAGGUCAAAGCCAAGGCCAAGGCUUCGACAGUGUCUCCCGGGCCAGGGCCAGAUGAGUGUGCUUCUGAUCCAAGUUCGUCCGUUUGUGGCUCAGGUUCUGGCUCUGAGAGCGAGAACGACAGCUCCAGCAGCAGCAGCACCAGCAGCAGCAGCAGCAGCAGCAGUUCAGACUAA